UCAUCAUAAUCAAAAAAUCGUUUUGAUGUGACAGUUGGUAAAACAAUAAAUCCGAGUUCAGGCCUAUCUUCUUCAUUCCCUGAAUUCAUCAUGAGUAGUCUAGGCAAAGUUGCAAAACCAAAAAGUGGAGUUGUGAAAAAGCUGAAGACCGGCGAUGGCUUAAAGGACGUUGUAACGAUCAUAGAUUCGAACAUUUUAUCCGAGACUAUUGGUCGGUCUCUACAAACAAAUUUAUCUUCGAACGGAAUUACCUGUCGGACGAAUGUGACAACGAAAAAUUUGGUCAAAUGGCAGCGCAAAAAUCAACAGACGUUCGUGCAAAAUGAUGAAAAUAUCGAACUAUCAGACAAAUUCACCGAUGAAGAUUUCAUCUUGAAAAUAAUUUCUGCUCAUGAACUGAACGCUGAAAUCGAUCGAAGAACGGUUAUGACCACAAUGCAACUGCUUAAAAACGAAAAUCCAUCUAAGAGGCUCACGAUUAUCGUUCAUGGAAUAAAGGAAUUUUGUCGAACGAAUAAGAAUGUGGGAAGACAUUUAUUCGAAAUGGCAUUGACGGAGUUGCAGGUGUUGCUCAACGUUAAUAAUCGACUAAUUGAAACUUCAGCGGAUUUGAAUAUAACCGUUCUGCAGUUUACUAAAAGCAUUGCUGAUAUUCCUUACAAGCAACAACAACGCGAACAAUUGGACGGCCAAAAUUUUUAUGUGACUAACGACAACAAAGACUGUGUUGCCGUUAAGGGUACGACAGGACUGUCCAGUUUAUGGCAACACCAUUUAACAAAACUGCCAAUGGUUGCGUUGGAGACUGCUGAGUCAAUAAUUGCCGAAUAUCCAAUGCCGCGAGUUCUUCUAGAGGCCUACGAUAAUGGCUCCAAUGGGCCCGAUCUUCUUGCAAACAUUCCAGUUCGCAGAGCCGGUGGACCAUUAACAUCUGUGCGUAAGAUUGGACCAGAACUGAGCAGAAAACUGCAUGCAUUGUACACAAACAUCGAUCCGAAUUAUGUUUUAUAAAUUUUUUGUUUAUUUCAUUGACGAAUUGCAGUUUUUCUGUUGAAGCAUU
Messenger RNA from Bradysia coprophila, 1060 nucleotides. It is a transcript of the gene mms4, whose product is annotated as Methyl methanesulfonate sensitivity 4. Gene Ontology annotation, molecular function: crossover junction DNA endonuclease activity. Gene Ontology annotation, cellular component: nucleus; Holliday junction resolvase complex. Gene Ontology annotation, biological process: mitotic intra-S DNA damage checkpoint signaling; resolution of meiotic recombination intermediates; double-strand break repair. Lineage: Eukaryota; Metazoa; Arthropoda; Insecta; Diptera; Sciaridae. The record is from RefSeq and is a predicted model, not a curated record.